AUGGUAAUAGCUGCACUUCUUACGGCUCCAGCGACAGGUGGUACUUCAGUUGUAGCCGUAACUGGUCUCGGUUUUACAACAGGUACAGCAGGAGCUGCCGUAAAUGUCACAACUGAUAUAGCUGAUAUUAUAAAAACAAACAAAGAAAAUAGUGAAAUCAUGAUUAUCUGCAGAGGAAGAAAUAAUGUAGCUGAACGUUUGAAAAAACAUUUUGACGAGCUUGAACGAGUAGCAAUUGAAUUAAAACAGCUGAAUGUCGAAGAAACAGAAGCUUACGCUUUAUCAUUGCUUAACUUGGUUAAAAAAGGUAAUAGCGUCAGAACAUCUGCUUCAAAUAUACAACGGCUAAGCAAAUGUGCAAACCUGGCAAGUGGAGCUUCUAACGUGCUUUUACGUGGAGGAGCAAAUUUUGGAAAACCAUGA
This is a messenger RNA of Didymodactylos carnosus, 423 nucleotides long. NCBI's taxonomy places the organism in Eukaryota, Metazoa, Rotifera, Eurotatoria, Philodinida, Philodinidae. The record is from the annotation of a GenBank genome assembly.